UAGAGGCAAGACCGGAGCUCAGAGCAGAGACUGAAAACUGUGGCUGCAAGUUCACGCAUGGAGCGGAUCCGACACAAUUUUCUGGACUGACUAGAUUCUUUUUUUUUUUUUUUUUUUGUCUUUGUGCACUGAUUAUGCAAAACAGCCUGCCACUAUUUCAUGCUGCAGAGUCAACUUAGGAUUUGUUCUUUUUAAAUAGGACUUUAAUAACUUUUGUUUUUAGUCGGCUAUUAUUUGAUUUUCCUCCAGCACCUCCAGAUCGCUUUUGGGGCCCUUUCUCCAUCAGUAAGCACAAUCCUUUUUCAUCAGGUUACACGCGGCAGCGGAGCUACGUGACUGCGCUCAGUCUCUGAAGCGGGAACGGGUGAUUUGGAAAUUCCCAGUCAGCAUGUUUUUUUCUUUUUGCUGAGUAGUUUGGCACUUUUUUUCGUUGGAUUGUUUUAUUGUGUGCACCGGGAGCCAUCGACCACCUCUCUCCACUCGCAGACAUCGCGAAAUGAAACUCGGUUUUGUCUUCCAGACUGCGGUGGCGCUUUAUCUGCUGCUCUCACCUGCACAGAGUCUUCCUGUGACAAACAUAACCAAUACAACUGAAGCAGUGCUGAUGUUCCAAGAAGUGUGGGGUCGCAGCUUCUGCCGGACCAUUGAGAAGCUGGUGGAGGUGGUUCAGGAGUACCCGACGGAGGUGGAGCACAUAUACAGCCCCGCCUGUGUGCCGCUGGUGAGGUGUGCAGGUUGCUGUGGGGACGAGAACCUAGAGUGCCAUCCGACCCAAACCACAAACGUCACCAUGCAGCUGUUAAAAAUCAGGCCAUCAGAGGCGGGUAAAGAAUAUGUUGAGAUGACGUUUGUGGAGCAUCAGACAUGUGAAUGUAGAGUCAGGAAACCUAUUGCAAAGGUUGAAAGGAAAAGGCAAAGAGGGUGCCAGAACCCUCGCAGCAAGAGACUCAAACAGCUGGGUUGUUUUGCCGACAUGCCCUCCUGCUGA
Molecule: messenger RNA, 988 nt
Organism: Plectropomus leopardus (leopard coralgrouper)
Lineage: Eukaryota; Metazoa; Chordata; Actinopteri; Perciformes; Serranidae
Source: RefSeq, a predicted model, not a curated record